Messenger RNA from Colletotrichum spaethianum, 1410 nucleotides. RefSeq names its product FAD-dependent monooxygenase OpS4. Lineage: Eukaryota; Fungi; Ascomycota; Sordariomycetes; Glomerellales; Glomerellaceae. The record is from RefSeq and is a predicted model, not a curated record. Gene Ontology annotation, biological process: secondary metabolite biosynthetic process. Gene Ontology annotation, molecular function: FAD binding; monooxygenase activity. The transcript is spliced from 2 exons. Bases 1 to 1410 code for a protein of 469 amino acids.
AUGGAGACUCCCCAGGACGAAUAUUCCUUUACAUAUCGCCGGGCCGUGAAGCCCCGCAACGUCAUCAUCAUUGGCGCAGGUGUUGCCGGUCUCUCAGCGGGUAUUGCACUUGCGCAAACUGGCCACUCCGUAACGAUCCUCGAGAGAGUGCCCAAGAUUUCCGAGGCCGGUGCUGGGCUACAGCUCGCUCCAAAUGCGACUCGGAUUCUGCAAAGGUUGGGGGUUCUGGAAGAGGUGAUGCAGCACAUAUCUGUUCUCUCUAGAGUCAGUAUCAGACGAUAUGAUAGCGACGAUGAACUCGGCUCAACCCCGUUGAUGCCAUCCAUCGGUCUUCGAUACGGCGCUCCAAUGGGUGUAAUACACCGGGGUGAUCUGCAAUGCGUUCUUCUCAAAGCCGCCUUACAGGCCGGAUGUCGCAUUCGAACGUCACAAGUUGUUGUCGGCGUCCAUCCAUUAUUCCUGCCUUGGGUUCAAGUCAAGGAUUUGCGUACAAACGACUUCUCCUGGGUUAUUGGCAACAUUGUCAUAGCCGCCGACGGUAUCAAUUCGACAGUGAGGAAACAGUUGGCUAGAGUGACCGGUAAUAUAGACCUGCCGCUCCCAGCGGGCGAUGCAGCGUACAGACUUCUCAUCCCUCGCGAGAAGGUCAAGCAUGACAAGACACUGCUUGACAUGCUUGAUCAGAACGUAGCUGUGCGCUACAUGGGACCGGGAGGUCACGUAAUGGCGUAUCCAGUGAAGAGGAACACAGCGUAUAACCUUGUUCUUCUCCAUCCCGCUAAGAAUGCAGCACAAAGAGAUGCAAAUACAGAAGACGUUUGGUCCACGACGGGGAACCGAAAAGCGAUGCUAGACUUCUACAAGGGCUGGUCCCCCGCCAUACAGGCCUGGCUGAGCCACGCGGAGGAAGGCAUUUUGGAAUGGACCUUGGACACAUAUCCGGCAAUGCCCCGCUGGGUUCGUGGUAGUGUUGGACUAGUCGGUGAUGCAUGUCACCCCAUGCUUCCAUACGUAGCCCAAGGGGCCGCGAAUGCCAUCGAAGAUGCCGCAGUGCUCGCCGCCGCUUUGACCUGCACAUCGAAUGUGCCUCUCGCGCUGAGAGCGUAUGAAGCCGUUCGGAAGGAGCGAGCGGAGAAGAUUGCUGCCAGCGCCGCCUCCACAGGUCAAAGUCUUCACUUGGCGGAUGGAGAGGAGCAAAGAAAGAGGGAUGAUGCAAUCCGUAAGGCUAUCGUUGGUGAUGAUCGUGCGGACCGGUGGUGCGACAAUGAGUGGCAGGACUACAUGUGGGCCAACGACGUUGUGAAGUAUACGAUAGAGAACUGGACGGAAUUGGCAGCUAAAGUGGAAGUCGAACAAUCCCCGGCACCCGAUUACAAUGGCAGCAUUACCGAACCAAUCAUGAAGCUAUGA